UUAUUCCUCGUUCGAACCGCGGGGUGUUAGUUUAUCUUCCAGCUGAGAAGGCUGAAGAUUCCGAUUGCGUGUAACCGGAGGUGAAACAUCCACCCUUUCGUCGUUUCGUGCAGCUUCUUUCGGAGAGUUAGCAAGAUGGUGCAGUAUUCUCGUCUGAUGUCCGUGCAGGUCCGCAAGGCCGCCCGCUACGCCGUCGAUGUCCAACAGCGUCAGUUCCACGCGUCCUGCGCUGCCGCGUCGAAGGUCGCCUUGUCCAAGUUCGACCAGAAUGUGUACCUGCCGUACGAGAAGCUCCAGAAGAACCUGGAGGUCGUGAAGAAGCGCCUCGGGCGUCCGCUGACCCUCAGCGAGAAGGUGCUCUACUCGCAUCUGGACGAUCCGGCCAAUCAGGAUGUGCAGCGUGGUGUGUCCUACCUUCGGCUGCGCCCCGAUCGCGUUGCCAUGCAGGACGCCACCGCCCAGAUGGCGAUGCUGCAGUUCAUCUCGUCCGGACUGCCGAAGGUGGCCGUCCCGUCCACCAUCCACUGUGACCAUCUGAUCGAGGCACAGGUGGGCGGCGUCAAAGAUUUGGCGCGCGCGAAGGACAUCAACCAGGAGGUGUACAAGUUCCUGUCGUCGGCCGGUGCGAAGUACGGUGUCGGUUUCUGGAAGCCCGGCUCGGGCAUUAUCCAUCAGAUCAUCCUGGAGAACUACGCCUUCCCGGGUCUGUUGAUGAUCGGUACGGACUCGCACACGCCAAACGGAGGUGGUCUGGGUGGACUGUGCAUCGGUGUCGGUGGUGCGGACGCCGUCGACGUGAUGGCCAACAUCCCGUGGGAGCUGAAGUGCCCGAACGUGAUCGGUGUCAAUCUGACCGGCAAGAUUGGUGGCUGGACGUCGCCCAAGGACGUUAUCCUGAAGGUGGCCGACAUCCUGACCGUGAAGGGUGGUACCGGUGCGAUCGUCGAGUACACUGGCAAGGGUGUGGAGUCGAUCUCGUGUACCGGAAUGGCGACGAUCUGUAACAUGGGCGCCGAAAUCGGAGCUACCACGUCGAUCUUCCCCUUCAACAAGCGUAUGGCCGAUUAUCUGUCCGCCACCGGACGCUCAGCCAUCGCUGCCGAAGCCAAAAAGUAUCAGGCCAGCGUGCUGACGGCCGACGCCGGUGCCAAGUACGAUCAGGUGAUCGAAAUCAAUCUGGACACACUGGAACCGCAUAUCAACGGACCGUUCACGCCCGAUCUGGCCCACCCGAUCAGCAAGCUGAAGGCGAACGCCACCAAGAACGGCUACCCGAUGGACAUCCGCGUCGGUCUUAUCGGUUCGUGCACGAACUCGUCCUACGAGGACAUGGGUCGGUGCGCGUCGAUCGCGAAGAACGCCAUGAAGCACGGCCUGAAGUCGAAGAUUCCGUUCAACGUGACGCCCGGAUCGGAGCAGAUCCGUGCCACGAUCGAGCGCGACGGCAUUGCAAAGACGUUCGACGAGUUUGGCGGCACCGUGCUGGCGAACGCUUGCGGACCCUGUAUCGGCCAGUGGGACCGUCAGGACGUCAAGAAGGGCGAGAAGAACACGAUCGUCACGUCGUACAAUCGUAACUUCACCGGCCGUAACGAUGCCAACCCGGCAACGCACUGCUUCGUCACGAGCCCCGAGCUGGUAACGGCCCUGUCGAUCGCCGGUACGCUGAACUUCAACCCCCUGACCGACGAACUGACCGGUAAGGACGGAAAGAAGUUCAAGCUGGACUCUCCGUUCGGUGACGAGCUGCCCCAGAAGGGAUUCGACCCCGGCAUGGACACCUAUGAGGCGCCCCCAUCGGACGGUUCCAAGGUUAAGGUCGAUGUGGACCCGAAGAGCCAGCGUCUCCAGCUGCUCGAACCGUUCGAUACCUGGAACGGCAAGGAUCUGCAGGACAUGACCGUCCUGAUCAAGGUGAAGGGCAAGUGCACCACCGAUCACAUUUCGGCCGCCGGCCCGUGGCUGAAGUACCGUGGCCAUCUGGAUAACAUCUCCAACAACAUGUUCAUCGGUGCAACCAACAUCGAGAACAACGAAAUGAACAAGAUCAAGAACCAGGUGUCGGGCGAGUGGGCCGGAGUACCGGACGUGGCCCGCUUCUACAAGGCCAAGGGCAUCAACUGGGUUGCGGUGGGAGAUGAGAACUACGGCGAGGGUUCGUCCCGCGAGCACGCCGCGCUGGAACCCCGCCAUCUGGGCGGACGCGCCAUCAUCACCAAGUCCUUCGCCCGUAUCCACGAGACCAACCUCAAGAAGCAGGGUCUGCUGCCGCUCACCUUCGCCAAUCCCGCGGAUUACGAUAAGGUUCAACCCCACUCGAAGAUUUCGAUCCUGGGCCUGGACAAGUUCGCCCCCGGCAAGCCGCUGGACUGUGAGAUCAAAACCGACGGCAAGGUCGAUAAGAUCAAGCUGAACCACUCGUUCAACGAGCAGCAGAUCGAAUGGUUCAAGGCCGGCAGCGCCCUGAACCGUAUGAAGCAAAUCGCGGCCAGCAAGUAAAGUGCAAUAGUCUCAUCUUCCGGUUUCCCGGGAAGCCCACAACAAACCACUCCUCAAUAGGUGGUUGUUUCGAUCGCAACCACUACUUCCGACUGGCCGAUAGAGGAGCAGUCCCUUGUUACGUAUUGAUGCGGGAUACUUAAACGAACCGUUGCGAAGAGAAUAUCAACCCUCUCGACCUAACACGACACCAACCAAAGCGCACAACCGGAACACGCGGUCCAACCCCACCAUCCCGCUCAAGCCGGGGGCCGGUUUGCUUUUGUGUGUGUUUUAUUUCGAAACCGAAUUAGAGUUAAUUUGUCGCGACUUCGGUUGGUGCUUAGAUUGUAAAUAGAGCAGCCAUUAUGCAAGCUACUUAUAUAUGGGCCGCUCCCUGUGGCGAGAGAGCAAACAACAACCAAAGCCUAAUAAUCGCCUCUAAAACACUUGAAUCGCUGCUACUUAUCUUGAACCGUACUGGAGAUUGACCACGUGUCAACGUCUUUUCGAUUGAUUGAAGAUUGUUUUACGAAACCUAAAAUGCGUGCGGGAACUAAUCAUAGCACCGCCGCGGGCACCUUCCCGACUCGAGAGGGGGGUUGCUUUACCGCACGAAUGAAUGCAAGUACUACGUUUAAAAUUAUAUAGAAUGUGCAAAUUUAUCCCUCAAGUCCUUACACUUAGGUGCUAGAAGACAAACAAACCGAAGCGUAAAGUUAGAGUGUAUUACUAAUCCGUACUAAAAUAAACCUCAAGCGCCUCGUUGGCCUUUGUUUUAAUUUCAACGUUUUUUCUCUUUAAUUUUUUAAAUGGUUCUGAUUUGGGAAAAUCGCACAAAAGUGCCAUCCAACUUCGGUUGCGAGUCAAAAAAUAGUGCAAAAAUAAGCUCUUCGUUUCCUUGUUUGGUUCUUUAGGCUAUUUGUUUCCUUUUUGAUUUACACUUCACUAGACAAUAAUGAUGGUAUGCAGUUUUGAGUAAAUAAAUGAAAUAAAAUAAAACUAGCGACAA
This is a messenger RNA of Anopheles coustani, 3490 nucleotides long. RefSeq names its product probable aconitate hydratase, mitochondrial. Gene Ontology annotation, cellular component: mitochondrion; cytosol. Gene Ontology annotation, biological process: tricarboxylic acid cycle. NCBI's taxonomy places the organism in Eukaryota, Metazoa, Arthropoda, Insecta, Diptera, Culicidae. Bases 136 to 2499 code for a protein of 787 amino acids. The record is from RefSeq and is a predicted model, not a curated record. The transcript has 7 exons. Gene Ontology annotation, molecular function: aconitate hydratase activity; 4 iron, 4 sulfur cluster binding.